Molecule: messenger RNA, 1179 nt
Organism: Bipolaris oryzae ATCC 44560
Lineage: Eukaryota; Fungi; Ascomycota; Dothideomycetes; Pleosporales; Pleosporaceae
Exons: 2
Biological process (GO): DNA repair; telomere maintenance
Molecular function (GO): DNA helicase activity
Source: RefSeq, a predicted model, not a curated record
AUGUUCAAACAAGCCGUGCAGGCACAUGAUGCCAUCGCGUCGUCUUCGCCGUCAAACGGUGCAUGUAAACAAGCCUCACUUGGCAAUGCCUUCAGCCGAACCGGGUCAACACAAACACCAUCCGCGCGCACCCUAGGAUAUGGAGCGAAGCAGAAUAGUAUUGUGGGGCAACAACGAGUAUCGGGUCCCACAACACAAGGUACUAAGAGGACUUCAAGUGGCCUGUCCAAGUCACUGAGUUCACAUGAUGGCGAAUUUGAGUACCCUACACUCAGCAUUGGGGACAUGGACAAAGAGAACGACCUUCCUGCCGCUUUUCAAGCACCUAGCACUGGCUCUGGAAUUCUCGAGACUGCCUUGUUUGACGAAGACGAUUUCGACAGCGACGUGGAUCUCGACGUAGAGGACCCCGCGACUAAAGGCACCGUCACAUACCCUACAUUACCUAGUGCACCCUCGACGAUCUCAGGAGACUCCGGAUACAAUUCAAGGACACAAACUGCAGACACCAAAUCGGAGGUAGACAGUAGCCAGCCAAUACCAUGGUCAUCUUCCCCAAUAGAACACUUCAAAACACCUAAGAAAUCCGAACCCUUGAGGGUAAAGCGAAGAACGUUACCAUGGCCACAGCCUCAAAAGACUCAACCCUUACAGGAGGAGGAAGAGGAGGACGAGGUUGAACCUCCAAAGAAGAAACAAUCUGUCGAACCCGAAAAGCCAGCAUCGACACCAGCACCGAAGGAUUCGAAGUACUACUGGAACACAACUCCCAAUGGGUUGAAGCAACAGCAGAAAGCAUUCAGAGAGAAUAUGAAAGCACAAGCAAGGCCGACUCAAGGGAUUGACGAUGGGGUUAAGGAAGUUAUCAAGACGAAGAAGAAGAACACGGUGGCCCGCAUAUUUCUCAGUGAGGAGCAGCAAAAUGUGCUGAAGCUGGUAGUGGACUACAAAAAGAGCGUCUUCUUCACUGGUUCUGCUGGUACUGGUAAAUCCGUCCUACUUCGUGAGAUCAUCACGGGUUUGCGGAAAAAAUAUGCCCGCGAGCCUGAUCGAGUUGCUGUUACAGCAUCAACGGGUCUGGCAGCAUGCAACAUCGGUGGUGUUACUCUGCACAGUUUUGCAGGGAUUGGACUUGGUAAAGAGCCGGUUGAAGAUCUCGUCAAGAAGAUUCGGCGGAAC